Molecule: messenger RNA, 384 nt
Organism: Penicillium lagena
Lineage: Eukaryota; Fungi; Ascomycota; Eurotiomycetes; Eurotiales; Aspergillaceae
Exons: 1
Coding region: 1-384 (127 amino acids)
Source: RefSeq, a predicted model, not a curated record
AUGGAGAAACCCCUUGGCUCGUCUGCAGGACCAUUCAUCACAUUACCAUGGCUCACCAGAGGCGAAAGAAGAAUUCCAGAAACGACCCGAGUCCAGACCGUUGAUCGACCCAAUCACCCCGGGCCCGAACCUUUCCGCGACCUGCUACGCGGACAAUGGGGGAUCGGCUCGGACAUGCCGUUUGCCAGCCCAGCAGGUGGUCCGAUGCGGCUCCACGCGCAUCCCAGGGUUCGGAGAUAUCUGGGCUGGCGCAGUGACAUCAUGACUCUAGUGCGUCGAAUAGUAUCCCCAGUGCAAGGUCUGGUUCUGCUCCGUUCAGGGCCCCGAGAAAGGGCCGCGCAGGGCCUGAACAGGUUCUCUGGGUACCUUUUCUUUGAUGUUUAA